Molecule: messenger RNA, 2346 nt
Organism: Dacryopinax primogenitus
Lineage: Eukaryota; Fungi; Basidiomycota; Dacrymycetes; Dacrymycetales; Dacrymycetaceae
Exons: 8
Coding region: 58-2235 (725 amino acids)
Biological process (GO): nuclear-transcribed mRNA catabolic process, deadenylation-dependent decay; translational termination; translation
Cellular component (GO): translation release factor complex
Molecular function (GO): GTP binding; translation release factor activity; GTPase activity
Source: RefSeq, a predicted model, not a curated record
AGAUCAUCUGGUGUUCAUCCUCGUGUACCAUCUAGUUUUCCUGUGAAAGCUCGAAGAAUGUCCCGCAAUUAUCUCAACCCUGGGGCGAAUUCUUUCGUUCCGGGCCAAUUUGGUCGUCCACAGCAGCAGCCGCCGCAGCAGCAAGGGGGACAACAAGGACAACAGCAGCCCAAUAAUCAACAGAAUGGAUUUUCUCAGCAGCACGGCCAAUUCUAUCAGCAGCAAGCGCCCUAUCAACAGUACCAAGGGUAUCAACCUCAGUACGAGUCGUACUACAACCAAUACCAACAGCAGUAUUAUCCUGGCCAGUACCAGGCCCCGUACGCCCCUCAACAACAGAGAUACGCCCCAGUAGAGCCCGUUCAGGCUGCUCCACCUCAAGAGCGUUCCGCGGUAGUUGAAAAUCCGCUUCCACCAAAGACCAUCAGCUUGAGCAUUGGCAAGAAGCCUGCGGCACCCGUAGAGAGAUCCACCUCGGACGACCCGCCGAAGCCACCCCCGACCAUCAAGCUUAACAUUGGUGGAUCAUCUACAACUGCAGUGAAACCGUCUGCACCAGCAUCGCAGCUGGAAAAUCUAGCACCCACCCAGAAGGCGGCUGCUACUGCCCGCCCCCCUGCUUCCUGCGGGACCCCUGCGGAGCCCACAGCUGUUCCUGGGGGAAAGCCCACUCCAGUAGCUUCAGCCUCACAGUCACGGUCGGACACUCCUGCACUAGCUGCUGUUGCUGCAUCUGCUUCGAAGGCCAAGUCCAAAGAUUUCGACUUCUCCCUGGAUCGAGCCAAGACAAAUGCGGACGCAAUCGAAAAGGAGCACAAUGAGCUCGCUGAUGAAGAAACUCUCCGCGACUUAUACGGUAAGAAGGAAACGGAGGUAGUGGAUGACGGCAAAGAACAUCUCAACAUUGUCUUCAUCGGGCACGUCGAUGCGGGAAAGUCUACCAUGGGCGGUCAGAUUUUGUAUCUCUCUGGCAUGGUCGAUAAACGUACGUUAGAGAAGUACGAGCGAGAGGCAAAGGAAGCCGGGCGGGACACUUGGUAUCUAUCAUGGGCCCUCGACUCUACCCCUCAAGAACGUGCCAAAGGAAAGACUGUUGAAGUCGGCCGUGCUUACUUCGAGACCAACGCUCGCCGAUACACAAUUCUGGAUGCUCCUGGGCACAAAACCUUCGUGCCUAGCAUGAUCUCUGGUGCUGCUCAGGCGGAUGUUGCGCUUCUUGUUAUCUCCGCUCGAAGAGGUGAAUUCGAGACUGGAUUCGAGCGUGGAGGUCAGACGAGAGAGCAUGUCAUGCUUGUCAAGACUGCUGGGGUGAACAGGGUCAUCGUAGUCAUCAACAAGAUGGACGAGCCCACUGUGGAAUGGAGCAAGGAGCGAUACGAUGAAAUUCAGACCAAGCUUAUUCCUUUCAUCCGGUCUGCUGGAUUCAACCCAAAGACCGAUACAACCUUUAUUCCAGUGUCUGGAUACACUGGUCAGAACAUCAAGGAGCGCCUUGACAAGAAGAUAGCCUCUUGGUGGGACGGCCCGUCCCUGUUGGAAUUGCUGGAUACUAUGCCUAUGCCAGACCGCAAAGUCAACGGACCUGUCAUGAUGCCGAUUUCUGAAAAAUACAAUUCUAUGGGACCUAUUGUUGUCGGAAAAAUCGAGUCUGGUCGUAUGAGGAAGGGCGACUCCCUUCUUCUUAUGCCAAAUAAGACACCAGUGGAGGUUUCCGCUAUCAUGGACGAGACAGAGGAAGAGGUGGAUAAGGCUAUCAGCGGCGACAACGUGCGAAUUCGCCUGCGCGGAGUCGACGACGAAGAUAUCAGCCCUGGCUUCGUAUUGACCUCUCCAAGCAAACCCGUCCACGCAGUCACCCAAUUUGAGGCACAACUUGCUAUCCUUGAUCAUAAGAACAUCAUUUGUGCUGGCUACAGCGCUGUCAUGCAUGUGCAUACUCUGACGGAAGAAGUAACGCUUGCUGCUUUGUUGCACUAUUUCGACAAGAAGACUGGACGUAAGUCGAAGAAGCCACCUCAAUUUGCAAAGAAGGGACAACGGAUCAUUGCAUUGGUUGAAACUACAGCACCUGUGUGUGUAGAGCGAUUCGAUCACUAUGCUCAACUAGGCCGCUUCACCCUGCGAGAUGAGGGGAAGACUAUUGCCAUCGGAAAGAUCACGAGAUUGAUCGAAUCGACUGAGCAGCUGCCGGACGUUGGGGGCCUGUCCCUUGGCGCAUCAUCUUCCGCCGCUUAAGGCAAACACCCAUAUCUUUUUUGUGUUUGAAUCUGCCUGAAUCACCCUUGUAUUAGUGCAGCUUGAAUCUGUCGCUAAAUAGAAUGAAGCACAAUUCCAUGUGCAGCCUCG